This is a messenger RNA of Talaromyces marneffei, 1272 nucleotides long. RefSeq lists its product as uncharacterized. Lineage: Eukaryota; Fungi; Ascomycota; Eurotiomycetes; Eurotiales; Trichocomaceae. Gene Ontology annotation, molecular function: protein serine/threonine kinase activity; ATP binding. The transcript is spliced from 3 exons. The record is from RefSeq and is a predicted model, not a curated record. The coding region runs from base 1 to 1272 and encodes 423 amino acids. Gene Ontology annotation, biological process: maturation of SSU-rRNA; protein phosphorylation. Gene Ontology annotation, cellular component: nucleus; preribosome, small subunit precursor; cytosol.
AUGAAGCUCGACGCAAAAGCCAUGCGGUAUUUCACCGCAGAAGACUUCCGAGUCCUCGCAGCUGUCGAGGCCGGAAGUCGCAAUCAUGAAGUGGUUCCUACGCCGUUGAUAGUUCAAUUGUCUGGUUUGAGGGGCGGCAGUGGUGUUCACAGAAGUAUUUCGAAUUUGGCAAAAACGAACCUCAUUGCGAAGGUGAAGAAUGCUAAGUACGAUGGAUACCGAUUAACCUACGGCGGUCUUGAUUACUUAGCCCUCAACACCCAUCAAAAGCAAAAAAGCAUAUACUCGGUCGGAAACCAAGUCGGAGUUGGAAAAGAAUCAGACAUCAUCGUCGUCGCCGCUUCCGACGGGUCACAACGCAUUCUCAAAAUCCACCGUCUCGGUCGUAUCUCUUUUCGAACCGUCAAGACGAAUCGAGAUUAUCUUCGCAAUCGCAGCACCGGGUCAUGGAUGUACAUGUCGCGACUAGCCGCUAUCAAGGAGUUUACAUUUAUGAAGGCUCUCAGGGAGAAUGGGUUCCCGGUCCCAGAGCCUAUUGCGCAAAAUCGACAUACUAUUGUGAUGAGUUUAAUCGAUGCUUUUCCUCUACGACAGAUUGCCAAGGUCGGAAACCCUGCUGUCCUAUAUGCGGAGUUGAUGGCUAUGAUAGUCGAACUUGCACGUUACGGAUUGAUUCACGGUGAUUUCAACGAGUUCAACAUCUUGAUCAAAGAAGAGCCGAUUACCAAUGGAAAGGGGAAAGCCGCAGAGAAUGCAGAACCCAGUGAUGAGGAUAUCCGGCUGGUACCAAUACUCAUCGAUUUUCCACAAAUGGUGUCUGUCGAUCAUGUCAAUGCAGAGAUGUAUUUUGAUCGUGAUGUGAAUUGUAUAAAGAGAUAUUUCAAGCGGCGAUAUGGGUUUACAAGUGAUGAUCCCGGUCCUUUCUUCAAGGAUGCGAUGAAGCAGCUACGGAAGAAUCCAGGGAAGAGGUUGGAUGUUGAGGUUGAAGCGUCUGGAUUUUCGAGGAAGAUGGCGCGCGAGUUGGAGAAGUAUAUGAAGGAUGUGGGGGUUGAUGGCGAUGGUGGCACUGCAGAACGAAGUGAUCUUGAUGACGACAACGAAAAUGAUUAUGAUGAGGAUGACGAUUCAGAGGAAGGCGAAGAGGGAGACGAGGGGGAAGAGGAGGAAGAAAGCGUUGGCGAUAGUAAAGACCAACACGUAGACUCGACCGAUCGUGAUAUAGAAUCAAAUUCGCAGAGGAUAGCGGAUCUGAAAGUGUCCGAUUCCGGUUGA